Molecule: messenger RNA, 1599 nt
Organism: [Candida] anglica
Lineage: Eukaryota; Fungi; Ascomycota; Pichiomycetes; Serinales; Debaryomycetaceae
Source: the annotation of a GenBank genome assembly
AUGAAUAAUAUAGCAGAUCUUUUUGGAUCGUCUGUAAAUCAAGCGGUUCAAAUAUCGUUGGCGGAAGGGAAGCCUCUCUUAGCAUUUUUGACCAAUGACCAAGAAAUCUCUAGUGAAUUUAUCAAGAAAUUCUUAUAUUCGGAUAGUUCGGUCAAUGAAGAGAUUAUUCAUAAACUCAAAACGAACUUUGUUUGUAUCAAAUUACUUGAAGGUACUACUGAUUUUGAAUUUUUCAAGCAAAUAUUCCCCAAUUUAGAAGUUCCAAGUUUUUAUGUAGUGGAGAAGGGUAAAUUGUUGGAUGUAUUAACAUAUGAAUGUAACCCAGCCGAAUUUGAAACUAGAAUUGAUGCAUUUAUAAGGUCAGAAUCGUCUCUGCCCAUACCACCAUUGGUUGAGGAUGACGUGGCCACUAGCCCAAGUCCCUCUACUACACAACCAAUUGGUUCAUUCGGAAUUAAUAAUUCCACUUCAACACAUUCUAUAGACAACAAUUCACCUUCAUUACUUCAACAUCAAAAAAAAUAUAGGAAUAUGAGAAAUGAACAACAACUCGAAUCACAAAGAAUACGUAAUUUAUUGAAUUCUGAUGUGAAGGAAAGAGAAGCAAAGAAAAGAGAAGAAGAAAUUGCAAAGGAAUAUAGGGAGAAAUUAAAAAAUCAAGGAAAAGAUUUGAAAAAGCCAACCACUAAUAAUAAAAAAGAUAUUUGCGUCCUUUCAAUAAAGCUUUUGGACGGGAAAUCACUUGUACAUGAAUUUACUCCUUUACAAACCUUGAAUCAUGUUCGGGAAUGGCUUGAUAUGGAAACCAAUAAUAGUAUUAUUCCAGAUGAUUCAGCUUCAAUGCCAUCAUUUGCCACUUCGUCCUCUCCAAUGCCAACUCAUUAUGUAUUCUAUCGACCAGUUUUGCCUCGUAUUACCUACACCGAUGAACAAGAAUUCCUUUCUUUGAAAGAAUUGGAAUUAUGUCCACGGUCUGCAUUGAUAUUAAAGCCUAUAUAUGAAGAUAUUAGUGCUACUAAAGCGUAUCCUAAUGGGAGAACCCCUGGAGGAAUCUACCGAUGGAUUUAUGAAAAUUUAAUAAGAGUGGGGAAUGCAUUAUAUUCCUUCUUUGAUUAUGGCGUAGAACAUUUCCCUGAACAAGAUGAUGAUACCAACGUGAGAAGUUCUAGUCCUGGAUUGGAAGAUGAUAAUACAAGGUCUACAAGAAAUCAAAUUAAUUCAAAUGAUCGUAGAACGGUUGAAGAUUAUUUCUCAACAAUAAAUGUCGGUGGAACUGUGGGGACUCCAAAUUUAAUUUCAGUUGAUCAUGGUCCACAUUCAGACUCUACAUUGGUCCUGAGAUCUGCAUCCUUGAUUGAUAUACACAAUCCAACAAUUCCAUCUAUACCUACUCAAAGCUCACCCUUAGCACAGACCGAUAACAAUCCUGGUAGUGUGCAUGGCUCAACACAUCCAAGUAGAAGCUCAACCCCAAAGCCAAUUAAUGGUAGUUCUCAGACAAGAUUCAGAUCUAUUCCAAAUGCUGAUGGCCCUCCAGAUGAGGAAAUCAGAACCUACAAUGGUAAUAGUGUCAAUUUAAAAGAAAAGAAAGAUGAGUAG